AUGGGUGCAGGGUAUAAAGGGCCAAAUUAUCCAAGAGUCCGUGGGUAUUUGUUGAGUAAAUUAGUUGAGGAUGUGAGGAAAAUGAUUGAUAGUUAUCGUGAGAUUUGGAAGCAAACUGGAUGCACUAUUAUGGAUGGACUGAUUGUUGUAGGCUUAUUUUGGGAUGUUGUAUUGUUUGUUGGUCCUGAGAAUGUUGUGCAUAUUGUAACGGACAAUGCUACAAACUAUGUUGCUGCGGGAAGGUUGUUGGAGGCUGAGUUUCCUAAAUUGUAUUGGUCCCCUUGUGCAGCUCAUUGUGUUAAUCUGAUGUUUCAAGAUAUUGGGAAGUUGCAAGAAGUGAGUCAAACUAUGUCACAAGCUUCAAUGAUCACUAAGUAUAUCUAUAAUCAUUGCUAUCCACUGUUCUUGAUGAGAAAGUUUACAGGUGGACGGGAAAUACUUCGUCCAGCUCCAACUCGGUUUGCUACUAAUUUCAUUGCUUUGCAAAGUAUUUUAGCUCAAAAGGAUCCUUUGAGAGCUAUGGUGACCUCUAAAGAAUGGACAAGCUCAGCUUACUCCAAAGAAGCCAAAGCUAAGAAAUUUGUGGAUCAAGUCUUGGAUUCUAAAUUUUGGAGUCAAUGCACUGAUAUUGUUAAGCUUACUGAGCCACUUGUUCGUGUUUUACGUAUUGUGGAUAGUGAAGACAGAGCUGCCAUGGGUUUUCUUUAUUCAGCUUAUCAUAAGGCUAGGGAAGAAAUAGCGAAGAGGUUUCAGAAAAGAAAGAGGGUUGCUGAUCCUUAUUUGAAGAUUUUAGAUACCCGUUGGGAUGCACAACUUAAGAAAAAUCUUCAUGCCGCUGGUUAUUGGUUAAAUCCAGCUUUUCGAUUUAAUGCUGAAGAAUUUAAAAAGCACAAACAAACGAUUUCUGGCUUGUUGGAUGUCAUUGAAAAAUAUGCUUAUGAUGAUCCUGUACUGAAUUAUAAGCUAACAAGUGAGAAGAGGAUCUUUAAGAAUGCUGAGCAAGAUUUUGGAAGACCCUCUGCAAUACGUGAACGAACCACUGUUAUGCCAAGUGAAUUUCUUCAUAAAUUUGGUCUUUCACGAUUGUGA
Molecule: messenger RNA, 1089 nt
Organism: Arachis ipaensis
Lineage: Eukaryota; Viridiplantae; Streptophyta; Magnoliopsida; Fabales; Fabaceae
Source: RefSeq, a predicted model, not a curated record